AAUCUAUGGAGUUUCCUCAUUUUCUUCCAAAAGCUAUUAUUGUAGAUUUUGCGUCAUUCACUUUGUCUUUCAUUAUCUGUUGUACUGCACUGACGGUAAACUAUUCCAAGAAACACAAUGAUCUUGAAAAGCCAUUACUUCAAAAAGACAAUGAUUGUUCUUAUGAAGAUGGUGGUGGUUUCAUCAGUCCCGGAUUAUGGAGUCGAAUUACAUUCCAAUGGUUGAAUCCUCUCUUCAAAAGGGGGAGGAACCAGAAACUUGAAUUAGCUCAUGUUCCUUGUGUACCUCAAUCUGAAACAGCUGAAUAUGCUUCCUCAUUGCUAGAAGAAUCACUUCAGAGAAAGAAAGUUGAAUGUUCUUCAUUGCCUAAUGCUAUAUUUUUAGCCACAUGGAAAUCCCUUGCCUUAACUGCAAUUUUUGCAGGAGUCAAAACAUUGGCAUCCUUUAUGGGGCCUUUACUAAUCACCCACUUUGUGAAUUAUCUCUUGGGAAAAAGUGAUGACUCAAGCAACCGUGAUGGAUUCAUUCUUGCGUUCUUCUUCUUCUUUGCUAAAACAGCGGAGUCUCUUACUCAAAGAGAACUUCUAUCUGAUGUGUUUUAUGCAGUCUUUUAUGAAGGUUUCCGGGUGAUGAAAAAUGGUCAAAUUGUUCAAUCAGGAAAAUAUGGAGAAUUGAUGUCAGACUCAAACGGUGAACUUGCUAGGCACGUUGUAGCUCAUAGAAGAUUCUUAAAUGGAGUUAAGCCCUUCUUUGAAGAUAAAUCUCAUCAUAAAAGACCGCAUAAAACACAUCAGAUAGAAGUUCUAGAUGAAAACUCUUCCCUAACCCUUGGAAAUGGUAGCCACUCUGUGAGAACUCAAGAAGAGGAAAUUCAAAUUGGUCGUGUAAAAUGGAGUGUCUACUCAACCUUCAUCACAUCUGCUUAUAAAGGAGCUCUUGUUCCUGUAAUCCUUCUAUGUCAAGUUUUGUUUCAAAUCCUUCAGAUGGGCAGUAAUUACUGGAUUUCUUGGGAAACAGAAGAAGGAAAGGUCAGCAGAGAGCAAUUGUUAGGGAUCUUCAUUUUGAUGUCCGGUGGGAGCUCCAUCUUUAUAUUAGGCCAAGCCGUUGUGAUGGCAACCAUUGCUAUUGAGACUGCACAACGAAUGUUCCUUGGAAUGGUGACAUCAAUAUUUGCAGCACCUAUUUCAUUCUUUGAUGCUAAAUCUUCAAGCCAAAUCCUUUGCAGAUCUUCUACUGAUCAAAGCACCUUGGAUACAGAUAUUCCUUAUAGAUUAGGAGGAUUGGCUUUUGCUCUCAUUCAGUUAUUAAGUAUCAUCAUUCUGAUGUCCAAGGGAUAUUACAUCAGUAGUGCAAGAGAACUAGCUAGAAUGAUUGAGAUUCAGAAGGCUCCAAUUCUCCCACACUUUUCUGAAACAGUCGUUGGUGCAACAAUUAUCCGUUGUUUUGAUCAAGAGGAUCGUUUCUUGAAAAAGAUAAUGAACCUGGUUGAUGACUAUCCACGUGUGUGGCUGAAGAUAGAGAAUUGGAGUGUGGGACAGCGGCAACUUGUUUGCCUAGCCAGGGUGCUCCUCAAGAAGCGUAGAAUUCUUGUGUUGGAUGAGGCUACAGCUUCCAUUGAUACUGCAACAGAAAAUAUAAUUCAGGAAACAAUAAGAGAGGAGACUAAUGGUUGUACCGUCAUUACCGUUGCUCAUCGAAUACCGACAAUCAUCGUUAACGAUUUGGUUUUGGUUCUUGAUGAAGGCAAGGUCAUCGAGUACGAUUCACCAUCUCGAUUACUCAAGAACAAUUCUUCUAUGUUUUCAAAGUUGGUGGCAGAAUUCUUGGGCAGAUCAUCCAAUAGUCACACACAAUCUAUGGGGAAUUUUGUCAACACCCACGCAAACCAAAUAUGA
Messenger RNA from Cucumis melo (muskmelon), 1895 nucleotides. Its product is annotated as ABC transporter C family member 13-like. Gene Ontology annotation, biological process: transmembrane transport. NCBI's taxonomy places the organism in Eukaryota, Viridiplantae, Streptophyta, Magnoliopsida, Cucurbitales, Cucurbitaceae. Bases 6 to 1895 code for a protein of 629 amino acids. Gene Ontology annotation, molecular function: ATP hydrolysis activity; ABC-type transporter activity; ATP binding. The transcript has 7 exons. Gene Ontology annotation, cellular component: vacuolar membrane; plant-type vacuole. The record is from RefSeq and is a predicted model, not a curated record.